GGGUUUGUGUUAUCGCAUUUGUUUGUCCUUUCCCGAUCGUUAAACCUCCCCCACUGCAAUUGCAAAUCCCUGAUAAUUAAACCAAAGAACCAUUCCGCUCCAAUCUUAAAAGCACUUCCCAGUUCCUAGUUCCCACUCUCUCAUUCUCGCAUUCCUCUAAUCACAUAAACCCUAUUUUUCUCCACAAUGGAUCUCCUUCAUCAAUACUCAGACGGCGACGAUCCCGACUCCCCCUCUCAAAACCCUAGCUCCCCGCCGCGCCUCCUCGCCGGCCGCUCCGCCGCCCCCAAGGUCGACGACACCAUGCUGGCCCUCACCGUGACCUCCUCCUCCUCCGCGGCCCUCUCUCGGCCCAUCGACCCGACCCAGCACCUGGUGGGCUUCAACCCCUCCUACGACCAGCUCUGGGCCCCCAUCCAGGGCCCGGCCCACCCCUUCGCCAAGGAUGGCAUCGCCCAGGGCAUGCGCAACCACAAGCUCGGCUUCGUCGAGGACGCCUCCAUCGAACCUUUCCUCUUCGACGAGCAGUACAACACCUUCCACAAGUUCGGCUACGCCGCCGACCCCGCCGCCAACAACUUCGUCGGCGACCUCGACGCCCUCCGCGACAACAACGCCGUCUCCGUCUACAACAUCCCCCGCCACGAACACAAGAAACGCCGCAUUGAGGCCAAGGAGAAGAAGAAAUCAGAUGAAAACACCGGCGACGACGAUGACAACAACGACGAGGAGGAGAACCAGAACCCGGCCUCGGAGGCGUGGAUAACGAAGAACAAGAAGAGCCCUUGGGCGGGGAAGAAGGAAGGGUUGCAAGGAGAAUUGACCGAAGAGCAGCAGAAGUACGCGGAGGAGUAUGCGAAGAAGAAAGGGGAAGAGAAGAGUGGUUUUGGAGGGGAGAAAGUUGAGGUUGUUAAAGAUAAAAGCACUUUUCAUGGGAAAGAGGAGAAGGAUUACCAAGGUAGGUCUUGGAUCGCGCCUCCCAAGGAUGCAAAGGCGAGUAAUGAUCAUUGUUAUAUGCCCAAGAGAUUGAUUCAUACUUGGAGUGGACACACCAAAGGGGUUUCUGCUAUUAGGUUUUUCCCCAAGUAUGGCCAUUUGAUUCUCUCUGCUGGCAUGGAUACCAAGAUUAAGAUUUGGGAUGUUUUCAACUCUGGCAAGUGUAUGAGGACUUACAUGGGACACUCGAAAGCCGUUAGGGAUAUCUGUUUCAGCAAUGAUGGGACCAAGUUUUUGAGUGCUGGGUAUGACAAGAAUAUUAAGUAUUGGGAUACGGAGACAGGGCAGGUGAUAUCGACGUUUGCCACUGGGAAAAUUCCUUACGUUGUGAAGCUUAAUCCAGACGAGGAUAAGCAGAAUGUUUUGUUGGCUGGAAUGAGUGAUAAGAAGAUUGUUCAGUGGGAUAUGAAUACCGGGCAGAUAACUCAGGAGUAUGAUCAGCAUUUGGGGGCUGUGAAUACCAUCACCUUUGUUGAUAACAACAGGAGGUUUGUUACUUCCAGUGAUGACAAGUCCCUCAGGGUCUGGGAAUUCGGUAUUCCCGUGGUUAUAAAGUAUAUUAGUGAGCCCCACAUGCACUCCAUGCCUUCCAUUUCGCUUCACCCCAAUGCCAAUUGGCUCGCCGCGCAGAGCUUGGAUAACCAGAUACUUAUUUAUAGCACAAGGGAGAAGUUCCAACUUAACAAGAAGAAGAGAUUUGGGGGACAUAUUGUGGCUGGAUAUGCGUGUCAGGUCAAUUUUUCUCCAGAUGGACGAUUUGUCAUGUCGGGGGAUGGUGAAGGGAAGUGUUGGUUCUGGGACUGGAAGACUUGCAAGGUCUACAGAACUCUCAAGUGUCACGAAGGUGUUUGCAUUGGUUGCGAGUGGCAUCCCUUGGAACAGAGCAAGGUAGCCACGUGUGGCUGGGAUGGGAUGAUUAAGUAUUGGGACUAGUUUCUCCUGAUCAACCUGUUGCUGGAAUCAGUUGGCAGAAGCAGGGCAAAGAAAGGCACUACUUCACGACAGAAAGGAGAAGAAACAUUGAAUUCACAAUGUUGAUAUAUUCAUCCUUGGUUAAAAGUACAAUGGCUUUUAUUGAAUAUUAUCACGAGAUUUCUCUUCACUCAUCAUGACAUGGCCAUCCAGUGUUGUGCUAAUUGCAAUUUUGCCAUCUUUUUAGGGACUUUUGUACAAUAGUCAUUUUAAGUUAGAUAUUCAUGUGUGAAAAUUGCCCUCUCAUGUUGCAGUUUAAUUUAAUUACGUUUUAUGCUAUGAAUUGUGCAUACUUUGGGUGGGGAUUUUUGUCACUACGGGAUAUAAAAGAAUAUCUGUACUCGGACCGUGUUCUCCGCACUUUAAUUCAUAUGAAAAAUUGAAUAAAUAAUAUUGAUUAAAAAUA
Glycine soja is the source of this 2374-nucleotide messenger RNA. RefSeq names its product pre-mRNA-processing factor 17-like. Gene Ontology annotation, cellular component: catalytic step 2 spliceosome. Gene Ontology annotation, biological process: mRNA splicing, via spliceosome. The record is from RefSeq and is a predicted model, not a curated record. Lineage: Eukaryota; Viridiplantae; Streptophyta; Magnoliopsida; Fabales; Fabaceae. The coding region runs from base 187 to 1929 and encodes 580 amino acids. The transcript is spliced from 2 exons. Gene Ontology annotation, molecular function: mRNA binding; protein binding.